AUGGAUAGCCGUGAUCAGUUACAGCACCAGACGGACAGCCGUGAUCAGGCACAGCACCAGACGGACAGCUGUGAUCAGAUACAGCACCAGACGGACAGCUGUGAUCAGUUACAGCACCAGACGAACAGCCGUGAUCAGUUACAGCACCAGACCAACAGACGUGAUCAGUUACAGCACCAGACCAACAGACGUGAUCAGUUACAGCACCAGACGGACAGCUGUGAUCAGUUACAGCACCAGACGGAUAGCCGUGAUCAGUUACAGCACCAAACGGACAGCCUGAUCAGGCACAGCACCAGACGGACAGCUGUGAUUAGUUAUAUCACCAGACGGACAACUGUGAUCAGUUACAGCACCAGACGGAUAGCCGUGAUCAGUUACAGCACCAGAUGGAUAGCCGUGAUCAGUUACAGCACCAGACGGACAGCCGUGAUCAGGCACAGCACCAGACGGACAGCUGUGAUUAGUUACAGCACCACACGGACAGCCGUGAUCAGUUACAGCACCAGACGGACAGCCGUGAUCAGUUACAGCACCAGACGGACAGCCGUGAUCAGUCACAGCACCAGACGGACAGCCGUGAUCAGUUACAGCACCAGACGGACAGCCGUGAUCAGUUACAGCACCAGACGGACAGCCGUGAUCAAUUACACAUUUGAAAGACCAUAUAUGGCAGACACAGAACAGGAGCCACCUGUUGUGGCUGAUCCACCUGUUGUGGCUGACCCACCUGUGGCAACAGACUUACCUGUGAUGGCAGAUGCACCUGUUGUUUCAGAAGAAGGUGGUGCUGGAACUCUGAAUGAAGACAGUGAACAGAAAAUUAAACAGGAUGAAACUGUCACUGAAAAAACAGAAAAUGGAAAACCAGCAGAAGUGACAGAAGCAACAGACUCUGUUCCAGAUGAACUACCCAACAAGCAAUCAGAUUCCGAACCAAAAAGUUCAGAAAGACCAAAGAGUAGUGGGUCUGGGGGAGUGUUUGUGUCGGCAAAGGGAAAGAGAAAGAAGAAAAUAGUUGUAGAUCCAGAUGCUCAUAUUGUCACCAUUACAGUGACUAUAUCAAUGGCCGUCCCAACAGCCAUUCUUGUUCAUGAUGAAGAUCAGCCAGACAUGAAGGACAUGGUAAAGAAGGAGAAGAGGAUGAUAGAGAAGCCACGUCCACAGAGAUGGUACCACAUAGAGUACUAUCUCCUUCCUGAUGAAGAAGAGCUUAUCAAAUCUGAUGUAGUUUCCUAUGGGCCUGCUGUAAAGAUUUUCACAGAACAUGACUCCAGGGUGCUGAGGACCUGGCAGGAAGGUGACCUCACAUGGAUAAGUUGGAUUGAAAAUAACACAGUCAAUGUUACUCGUGAUCUCUUAAUGAAGCUGUUCAACCACACUGUGGAGUUGCGGAUUUGGGACGAGACGGAUAAGAUGAAGACAAACAGUAAAGUGAACACCAAACUCAGCACCAGUGCCAGGUGGGAUCGACCUCUGAACUUCAAACUGCCCUCCACAAAACCAGAACAAGCAAUGAGUUAUGACGAAAAAGAAAAUUUCUUGAAAAUGAGUGAGGAGGAGAAGAAAGGUGUGAAGGGGAUAGUUUUACGUCAGUCCAAGAGCUACACGAAGAUGCAGCCCAAGAAGUGCCAAGAUACCCGUGCCAUUCCAACUCAAGUAACAUUUUCCACCAGACGGAAAGAAGAAAAGAAAGAACCCGAGAAGCCAGCAUCUCCAAAGGGUAGAGCUGAGUCGCCAACCCCUAAAACUCUAGUGGGUGUAUCCAAUAAGAAACUUGACUCACAAGAUGGCAGAGGGUCCUUCAGUCGACUAGGGCGACUAGCAGGAGCCGACCCUGCGCCUGCUUCCUCCCCAAGAGGUAGGGACUCAGUGCACAGCAAGAUGAGCUCUGACAAGAUGAGUCAAAAAUCACAUUCUUCCAAACAAAAAGCAAAAGAGGAAAAGAAUGCAUCACCUUCUGGACGAAAUGCCAAGUCAGCUGAAUCAGUUGGAUCAAAGGUUGAGGCAUUGAAGGAAAUCCAGAGGCUUAAGCGACAAAAGAAAUCCGACGCUGCCCAACUGGCCGCCCAGCAGGCUGCUGACCUCAUAUUCAAGUUUGGAACAUGCAUGAUUCCUGUCAGAAUGGCCAACUUCUUCACAGGUGUAAAGAGUCUAACAAGCCGUCUUGCUGAGCCUGUACUAGGAGUAGAAGAUUGCUUUAUUAGCCUUAAGGUGGAUGGACCCAUCAUGUCGGAGAAACAGAAAAUGGAACUGAAUCCAAUGAUAAUCAAAAUUCAUUCAUGUACCAACCUCCCCGACUCUCCAAUUAGCUAUCCUGAACUCAAAAUGAGAUGUAAACCUGUUUACUGUAAAUACGAAUUCUUUAAACAGCCUGUUCAUAUGAGUGCGGGGCGGGAACAUAGCCAGAACAUCUACUGGGAUGACGUCAAUGUUGUACUUACUGGUACUCUUGAUCCAUCUGAGCUUCGCCAAUACUUGAAUGGACCCCCACUUGAGAUUGAGGUACAUGACCGAGAUCGCCGUGAGGAGGAUGUCCGUCUCAAACCAACGCUGUUUGGAGAUGAUUUGGAAGAUGAAAAAAUAAGCAAUGUCGGCACCAUUACAAGUCGAAGGACCCUGCACAAUCCAUUCACGGGUAGGAACAAACCAUGGGAUCCUUAUGGUACAACAAAGGUGGACCUGUCUGAACUCUUACUUGGUCACAAGUAUCUUCAUAUCAAAGUUCCAAUACACAACUGUGGUAUCCCUGAUGUUCUCGGCUCCAAGGAAGGUGGUGACGGCAAGCUGGUCGGCUUCCCAGGAGCUGUAGAUGGGCCAGUGGACAGACCUAUAUCAGCUGGUCACUAUGUUAGCUCCAACACGAUGAUGAAAAUUAAGGUAGAGCUUGCCCAUCCCCUCACCAAUCCUGACAAAGUGGCUAUUCGGGAACCCAUCGAGUCUACACGAGAGUGUCCAUUUGGAAGGAUUGUAUUCAUAUUUGACUACAAGAACACGACCCUGCUCCACCAGCUACAGAACUUAGUUACUGAGGUCAACGCUCAAGCUUUGGAGCUAGAUGACAUGCCGCAGCACGUCAUUAAUGCAGCACUUUCAACUUACAAAUUGUCUCUAGAACAGCAAAAGAGCAGGACACUGAACAUUGUGACAGGGUUUCAGGUAAUGGAUGGCGUGAUGCACUUGUUCAUGUUAGAGGGCCUUCAUCAACGUGCUAUUAAGACGCUUUGGAACUCUCUACCGAGGCCAGAGAAAUCUGAUGUUAAAGUACUCUAUAACUCGGACAUGAACUUCAGUGAGCGACUGUACGGACCAUUAGAUGUUGAUCUAUGUCGGGUCAAACUCCAUGAAUCACUAACUCAGAUUAUCCAGCAGCCUCUUCUAUACGUGAGGGACAUGGUCCCAAAGGCAUGUUUUGAGGCACUCAUCAGGAUCUACGAGUUGACUAAGUUGGACCAGAUGAGGAAUGUUGUGAGAAAUGAUCUGUUUCCUAAUGCUGACAUGAUCAUCUCUAUGAGUAAAGAGUUUGGUGUUCCUCUCACUCAAGCAGACUUUGAAGAACUUCUGCCAGAAGAAGAGAAACAGCGAGAGCCGGAGGUGCAGGUAACACACUACGACUCGUUCAUCAGAGAGACAAGUCGACUCUGGACACCAAUUGAUAAUUACAACAAGGAAUAUGUGGAGCGUUUGGGAACCCGUGAACAACACCACAACUUUAUACAUGAAAAUAAGGAAGACAUCAGAAAUGCCAGCGAGAUAAAUAAAAAGGAGAGAGAAAUGAAUAAAAUUCCAACAAUCCAUGCAGAUGUGAAAGUCGCUCAUAACUACAGUUCUCAGACACUCAACUCUACAGAACUGGCCAAGGAGAAGCUACGACAGAUGUUGGCAGAGCAUCCUGACACACGAUACACCUAUUGUCAAGACUAUCAUCAUUCUAUGACUGUUGUCCCGGUCAACGUGGAGGCAUUAAGGAAACAGGCCCAAGAGGAAUCAAAACGACGCUGGAAAACAGAAACAGGCUGGAUCUACCCUGGCAUGAAGACUAUGCAGGAGUGUAAUGUACACCCAGGACGUCCAGACACAGCCAGGGUCGAGGAAUUGACAGAGAGAAUUCAAAUUCAUGUUAUAUGGCCAUGGCGAGAGAACAUUCUACAUGUAGGGAUGCUGCAGCCACCACUGGAGCGUGACUGCUUUCCUUGGGAAGUACGUCACCAUGACAUGGAGUUGUAUCGCCGACCUAAGUCUGUGUUUGGAGAUGAGCCAGUCACCAUCCACCUGGCUGGCCAGAAACUAAAGAAGGAGCGCCUCGAUGCAUUACGGAAAGAUUUUGAGAAGUGGCGGUCAAAGCAGGUGGUGGACGAUACUAGGCAAUACUUUCAUCGCUGCCUCAUGGAGACAGAACUCAAUGACAAGGGUCAAAACCAGAUAGAUAAGUUACGAGGAUUACUGAAGGACAGUCCGAAUAAGUUGUCCCUCCGUAAACCAGGUCUUCAUCUCAGGGAUGUACCACCUCUCAAUGUGGUUCUGAACCCCAGUGUUGACACAGAGGCUAGACUCGCUGGCCUUUCCACUCAUCCUGCUGUUGAGGGUGAGGGUUAUGAGAAAAUCAAGGGGUUCAAACCUGGUCCGUUUGAGUCACAUAGCUGGAACCUGGAGAGAAACAAGAUACCAGCGUAUGAUUAUGAUCAUAACCAAUUUGCAGAGAAAAAAGGAUUUGACUUUAAUCCUAGAUACAAGGAGAGGGGUACACUGUGGAAGAGGUCAAUUAAUCCAUUGAAGGACGAGGAGCGCGACAAUCAUCUGUUUCGUAUUCCAGAUGACUACCAAAGAUUCGGCAAGCCACGACCCGUAUUUGACGUUGAUCCAAUACCCCCAACUAUCACUGAAACCAAGUCCAUCCUCAAAAAUCCUGGCAGAAACAACAAUCAAAAUGGUGUGACCAUGUCUGCCGAUGCUGUGUAUCACCGAUCUCCCUUACAGUCAUCGUCAGCCAUGUUAACCUCUAAUCCUACCCUACCCAAAGUUGUCCAGCAGUCUAAACAGAUGGAAACAUUAGUAAACUGAUAAGUUAUCUCAGAAUGGUCACGUAAAGGUCAUAAAAUUGUUUGGUUUUUUAGCAAAAUGAAGUGCUAAUUGAUAGUAUGACUAUCAGAACCACUCUAUACAGUGGCACCUAUA
Molecule: messenger RNA, 5175 nt
Organism: Ylistrum balloti
Lineage: Eukaryota; Metazoa; Mollusca; Bivalvia; Pectinida; Pectinidae
Exons: 25
Coding region: 1-5061 (1686 amino acids)
Source: RefSeq, a predicted model, not a curated record